AUGGUGGGUCAGAGGGCCCUGCACAGACCUCCGGGCCUCCUGCUGCUGACACCACUCUGCCUUCUGCACCUGGGAGCCUCAGGGCAGCCUGAUGAGGUGGCGACGUCCAUCCAGGGAGUGAGGGGCCGCUCUGUAGAGCUGGCCUGUGGCUCCCAGCCCUCCCCGCUGGUGGUCUUUUGGAGCUUCACCCCGCUGGGCUCUCUGAUUCCCCGGCCUGUGGCUGUCACCAAUGGAGCAGAGUCCAAGGUGGAGGCUGGGGCCUCGGCUCUGGGAGCCGUGAGCCUGCUGAACAGCAGCCUGGUGCUGGGGGAGCUGCGAGAGAGUGCCCGCGGCCACUUCCUGUGCCAGGCCCUGCACGAGGCUGGAGGCCGGCUGCACACUGCCUACGCCCACUUCAGGCUGACUGUGCUGGUGCCUGUAUCGAAGCCUCAGGUGCGGAUGAAUGAGCUGUCCCCCAUGGAGGGGACAUCCGUGGCGGCCACAUGCGCGGUGCGGGAGGGCACGGAGCCUGUGACCUUUGCCUGGCAGCAUCAGGCACCCCGAAGCCCUGAGGCGACCCUGGUGGGAGUUACGGAGCGACUGUUACAGCUGGACCCAGUCAACCGGACACACCUGGGCUGGUACGUGUGCAGUGCCCACAACGCUGUCAACCGACUGAGCAGUGACGAAGCCUUCCUGGAUGUCAUCUAUGGUCCAGACAAGCCUGUGAUCACCGUGGAGCCACCACGCUUCACUGAGGAGGGGUUUUGGGCCAGUGAAAAGGAAGAAGUGACUCUGAGCUGCCUGGCUGCCUCCAACCCCCCGAGUCACUAUGUGUGGCUCCGUGACCACACUCAGGUCCACACUGGGCCUACCUACACCAUCACCAGCACCAGCCGUGCCCACACAGGCCGAUAUACCUGCCUGGCCCACAACAGCCGCCUGGACAUCCACACACAGACCACUGUCCAGCUUACCAUCUACUGUGAGUGUGUGGAAAGGCCCUCAUGCUGGGGCCUCCACAGACCCGUGCUCUGGCAGACUCCAUGCACCUUGUGGAAAGUGGGGCAAAAGUUGGGGGGAGGCAGGUCUGGGGGACUAAAUGGAGUUCAGAGGAGGGAGACAGGCUAA
Molecule: messenger RNA, 1110 nt
Organism: Hipposideros armiger (great roundleaf bat)
Lineage: Eukaryota; Metazoa; Chordata; Mammalia; Chiroptera; Hipposideridae
Product: carcinoembryonic antigen-related cell adhesion molecule 5-like
Exons: 4
Coding region: 1-1110 (369 amino acids)
Source: RefSeq, a predicted model, not a curated record